AUGACGCCCACGCGCAACUCGUACCUGGCGUACAAGCGUGACACCAGUUACCUCAUCUAUUGGAUGGUGCAAACAUCCAACUCCAUCAUCAAGUCCCUAGCAGCGUCCGAUGGGCCUCUGGAUGGAGUGGAUGGCGCUCCUAUGCUGCCUCUCACCUCGGCAGAGAUCACCGUUGCAGGCCUGUUUUCCCUUUCCAAGUUCGUCGCCAAGCACAUCAACAGUGUUCCCUCGACUAUUCUCGCCCUCUUCCAAUCCGUCAUUGAGGCGAGAACAGCUGCCCAUGCUGCCUUCCAGCAGAUGACUGCCAGAACUCCCGACCCGGAUGUCGAGAAGAGCAAUGCUUCCCACAAGUGCUUCAUCGAUGCUUUGAAAGAGUCGUUUGAUGUUCUAGGUGGUCAAGAUUGGAAGCCUGAUUCCUCUUUCGACGAGGCAGACCUUCUGGCCGACACCGAACACGCCAAGGAAGAACUCGAUCGCUUGCUCGCCAACAGAUUCGGUGCCCUUGAGAUUCAUGGGUCUCCAGAAGCCGAUGAGGCCUCUGACCAGGAAGGAACUCAGGAAAUCGACAUGAACCUCCCGCGUCGAUGGAAACAAGCCAGGCCAGGCAAGGGCAAGAAGGGCAAAAAGGGCAAAGCCAAGAAGAGGUCAAAGGCCAAGGCUGCGCCCCCCAAGGAAGAAUCUCUCGAAGGUGUACCCCUGGAGAGCUACCGCAUUAUCCAAGAUGAAGAUGGUAUUGUCACGGAUUACCUCAUGGCUGUUUACGAUCUACUCAAGCAAUGCAUGACCCUCCGAAGCUACCUGCAAGGCAUCUGGCGCGAGGUGGCUUAUGAAGGGCUCAACAGUGCAUUGGCAGGUGCGCUUUCAAAUAUAGCCAUCGCUAUGAUCCAGCGCUCUGCAGCCGAGAUCUUUGUCGAUUUUCCGGGCCAUGACUCUUAUGAGACAGUCAUAAACACGAUGACCCGGGGGGAUAUAGACAAGGCGCAAACUAUGUUCCAGGUCUCCCUUAUGCACUUCGAGCCAGGCAAAGGCACGCCACCGAGUGUGGAAGACCAGGCCCUAGAUAUCAAGGAACUUUUCUUGAUUCAUGCCUACCGUGAUCUCCUUGAUUUCGUUACCGAUUUUCAGAAGACGCGAACGGGCAAGCCGACUAAACGGAUGCUGGAACAGAUCAAGAACUGGGAUCCCAAGUUUGACCUGAGGCAUGCUACGGAUGAAGAGCGUAUCAGGUGGCGUCGCUCAUACACCAUCAACUGGCUCUACGACCUGGUCAAUGCCCUCUCGUUCAUUGUGGUUCAACGCAACACUUUAGACGGCGAGAAACACGAGUACGGGAAGGUUGACUGGUCUCCAAAGGGUCCAUGGAAUCAGUGGCGGAGACUGUAUGGGCUCAACGAGUUUGCUGGUUUCGUGACAUCUCUUGCCAUGCAAAAGCCUGGCACUGAUAUCCGAAACCGUAUUCUUCCUCAUCACAUCUUCCAACUGCAAUGCAUCGUCGAUUCGCUGACGGUGACCAGAGGCUGGACACAUCAUUCCCUCAGAGGUCAUGUCGUUAUCGCACCGCCACCCAGCUAUAGAUUCCAUCCUCGGCGGGAUGUCGACAUGUUUUUGGAUCGCAAGCUUACGCGUGAAGGUCGAGGCGUUCUUCAGGCGUUCAACGUCCUCAAACAGCUCUUUGAGAGAGAUGGCGCAUUGCAUGGCGACAUGAAGCGCCAUUGGGCUAACUACGAACUUCUCGAGCAAUUCCACUUCGAUUAUCUCUGGUGGCUCGGCGAAUCCAAGUACAAGAAUGGUCUCGAGGCCAUUCCUCCUUCCCGCUUCUCUCACGUUAAUUCUAACGGGCUGUGGGACUACUCGCCCUUCCUCUGCGGUGUCGGACUCGAGGAAGCGCUGGAUCUGGCGUACGUAUCCGCAAUGCUGAUCUGGGAUGACAUUCCCGAGUCCACGAUGGUGCUACACUUGCACAACAUGGAGUGGCAACCAGCGAGAAAGGCUGCUGCCUCGGCAGGAGAUGUCCAUGGGCUCAUGAACCCCAGCGCCAACAACACGUUCCGGGAAAAGUCCCUUCUGGUCGUCUUGCGCGAAGCGGGCUGGAACAUCGACCGCAUUCGCGAUGCCGAUGUCGCUUUCCCCUCAGUGCUGGGCGCGCUCCGCCUCGCCCACACAAAGAGCACUACUGAUCCUGUCACGGGCAAGAAACGUCUCGAAGAAACAGAAGUUACUAAGAAGGCCAAGGCCCAGGGCAUGAGCGAGGCGCAAAUCUUGGAGGUGACGAGCCUGAGCGAAAAGGUCCGGGCCGAGCAGAAAAAGGUGCUUGAGAGGCCCGUCGAGCGGGUUACCGAUGCCGCUUCGCACGAUAGCUACUGCACCUGCUUCAACCUUGCCGACCCGCGCUCCAUGAAUAGGGCGCGUGUGGCUGCGGGAGCCGGGCAGGUCAUCAUUUCCGACACCGACAUGCUUGAGUUUGCGAAGAAGGACCUCAAGGCGGACAUCUCGGGCGAGCGUCCACUGUCGGCCCUAAACCUUCUCUGGGUAACCGUGUGGUUCUACAUGAUCUUUGAGAGAGUCGAGGCGGAGCUGGAGAAGAAGGGGAACCCGCUUUGGGUGCGCGCGUACAAGCAGGACCGCGGCCUGACGGCGAAACACAAGCGUGUGACCUUGACUCUGUUGACUAUGGUUGAGCGAGAUCCGGAGUGCUUGGAGGUUAUGGCUGAUGCCAUCACAAACUUGGAGGGAGCGUACUUUCAGUACAUUUACUGGGACAACCUUGAGUUUGAGGCUGACAAGUCGGGAAAAGAUCCACAGCCUUUAAGGUUAAGGUUCAAGUCAGCAGGUGCUUCUAGUCCUAUUAACCCAGAUAUAGAUCAAUGUUCUGUUAUGUAA
This is a messenger RNA of Sordaria macrospora k-hell, 2880 nucleotides long. RefSeq lists its product as uncharacterized. The record is from RefSeq and is a predicted model, not a curated record. Lineage: Eukaryota; Fungi; Ascomycota; Sordariomycetes; Sordariales; Sordariaceae.